Molecule: messenger RNA, 9367 nt
Organism: Hypanus sabinus (Atlantic stingray)
Lineage: Eukaryota; Metazoa; Chordata; Chondrichthyes; Myliobatiformes; Dasyatidae
Product: SLAM family member 5-like
Exons: 6
Coding region: 51-1085 (344 amino acids)
Source: RefSeq, a predicted model, not a curated record
UCCUUCUGGAACAAUCUCCCGGCCAUCAAGCUCACCAGUCAAGCUUGAGGAUGUGGAAUUGCUUGAAAAGGGUUCUCUGCCUGAACUCUGCUUUUGUAUUUGCCAUCUUUCUGGCCAGGACUGGAGCUUCCCCUGCCAUUGUGAAUGGAGUCCUGGGACACUCGGUUUCCUUGUUUCCUUCGAUCCCAGUCAGACAGGACGUUUACGAGGUUGAGUGGAUAAAGUCAUCACCCAGAACAAUGAUAGCACAAUACUCAGAAGGAUCAAUUAAAUACUUUAAUAGCAGUUACAACAACCGAAUAACUCUUCAUUCCGGAAACUUCAGCCUGGAAAUCCAUGAUCUGAGGAAAGAGGAUGCUGAUGAAUAUGAGGUCAUCGUCACAGCAGGAGAUUCAGGAGAUGAACGCAGAGAGCGUAUCCAACUUAAGGUGUACGAGCUUGUGUCAGGAGCAAACAUCACAGUUCAGACCACUGUGAUCUGCAACUUCACCUUGACCUGUACCAUGACCUCCGGUGACCACACCAGCUUCACGUGGUGGAGGAAUGGAGAAGCUUCGGUAAAUGACAGCACGCAGCACAUCCGGGUACUCGGAAAUACGCUAGAGGUUUCUCACACUGCAGAGGUCGAGGACGCUGUGUACAAAUGUGAGGCCAGGAACCCCAUCAGUAAUGAAACGGCAGAGAUCAGGCUGAGGGACAUCUGCAAACUGAACACAUAUGCCAGGACUGGAGCUUCCCCUGCCAUCGUGAAUGGAGUCCUGGGACACUCGGUUUCCUUGUUUCCUUCGAUCCCAGUCAGACAGGACAUGGAUGAGGUUGUGUGGAAAAGAUCAUCACCCAGCACAAAGAUAGCACGAUACUUGGAAGGAUCGAUUAAAUACUUUAAUAGCAAUUACAACAACCGAAUAACUCUUCAUUUCGGAAACUUCAGCCUGGAAAUCCAUGAUCUGAGGAAAGAGGAUGCUGAUGAAUAUGAGGUCAUUGUUACAGCAGGAGAUUCAGGAGAUGAACGCAGAGAGCGUAUCCAACUUAAGGUGUACGGAAACUGGCAUGGAGUCAAUGGAAACAAGACAAACAAAUGGUGAAGUCAUGGAACCUAUACAGAUUGAAGAGGAGGAGAUGCUCAAGCAGACUACACAUCGAAUUGAAAAUGAACACAAACAAUUCAGGCAAACUAUUAAAGAACAAGAAGUGAAGAUGACUUCGAUGGAAAAUAAAAUUAAUGAACUUACUUUGGAACUAUCAAAAAUGAAGAAAAAAAUGAUUGAUUUAGACAGGAGAGCAUGUCAGAGGAAUUUGCGUAUACUAGGAUUGCCUGAAAGUACUGAACCUGGUUAAAGUUCUUCUCAGAUAUGCUGUACUCACUUUUUAGUGAGACUCUUGAAGCAAACCCUUUACUCGAUAGAGUCCACAGAGUUACAAGAUUUUGGCGUUCAUCUGAAUUACACCCUCGGCUAAUCGUACUUUGUUUGCAUUAUUAUACAACUAAAGAAGCCAUAAUUCAAGAGGCCAGAAGUAAGUGAAAGAUAAUCUUUAAAAUCAACAGAAAUUCGAUUAGUCGAAGAUUUUCCUCCUGAAAUUUUUGUCGAAAGAAGAAAAUACCAGGAAGUCAUGAACGAAAUGUAUAAGAAAAAUCUACAUCCAUCCCUUUGGUAUCCAACACGACUGAUAAUCUUCCCGGCUGAUUCUCAGCCACAGAGGAUCUACUCCUCUGAUGAAGGCUGUGAGUAUAUUAAAAAUCUCAAAGUUAAGCUGAGUGUUACCUGAAUAGGUAAUUCUGAUGUAUGAGAUGUUUAUAGAUGCCCUAAGCAAAGUCUAUUCUAUGCUUUUUGAAUAUCCAUAUGGGACUUGGCUGGCUUAAUUUUUCUCUUUAUUUGUUAAUAAUUAGUAAAUAUUCAUAAUUGCUUUGUAGGGAACCUUUACAGUAUCAUAUUAUAGAGAUCCAUAUAGGAUCUGUCUUGAAUUACUUUUUCUAUUCUUUACUUGUCUUAAUAUUAAUAUAGUUUUAGGUUUGAUAUGUUUUUUUGUAUGACUUGUAAGUUUUUUUUGAAAGAAAGAACUUCAUUUGCAUGGAUUUACUUUUCUCUGAGUACAUGAUUAAUAUACUAUAGAUGAAUUUAAGAUGGCCGUCGCUAGUUACAUUUUUAUUAUUCUUAGACUUAACAUUGCAGUAUUUGAAAGUUGUUAGUCUCUUUUAUUAUGGAGAAAAUGGGUGGGGUGAAUAUUUCAAUUUUAAUAUACGUAGCUGGAAAAUGGAUAGGGUUAAGGGUAAUUAGCUUAGCAUGCGAUCACCCUAUUGGUUGCUGUUUCUCUGGCUUUGCGGGGGGGGGGGGGCUAUAAGAAUAGGUUUCUUUCUCGAUUGGGUGGUUCUUUUAAUGGACAUUUUCUCUCAAAUAUGUCAUCCCUUCUAGUCAUAUCUGUUCCUUUUGGAUUAAUGUGUGCUUGAGGAAUAAUUUUCUUUAUAAAAUAUUAAAUUAAAUCUUAAGCAUGGAUGUUAAUAAAAUUAAUAUAAUCUCUUGAAAUCUGAAUGCUGUGAAUCAUCCUAUUAAGCAUAAAAAUAUUUUUAAGAAAUUAAAAACACAAUGCAGAUAUUAUUUUUUCACAAGAAAAUCUUAUACGGAGAUGGGAUGAGGACCAGUUUUUCAAAUUUUGGAAAGGCACUUCAUUUCAUUCUUUAUUGACUAAUAAAGUUAGAGGUAUCUAUUUUUGUUAACUCUAAAAUCCCUUUUGUACAUUUUAAUACUAUUACUGAUUCGAUUAGAAGAUAUUUAAUUGUUACUGGUUUAUUAUGCAAUCAAAAGGUAGCUUUGGUGUGUGUACACACACCUAAUUUAGACAGUCCUGAAUUUUUUAAGAAGCUUUUUUUCUGAGCUAUCGAAUCUGAAUGAAUAUAAGCUGAUCAUGGGUGGUGACAUUAAUUGCUGUCUGAAUCCAGCGAUUGACAGAUCAUCAACCAAUCCGUUGCUUCCUAAUAAAGUGGCAGCUUGUAUUAAUUCUUUUCUACUAGAAUAUGACCUGGUUAAUAUCUGGAGGUAUAAACACCCUAAUGACAAAGGUAUUUCAUUUUUUUCACACGUUUAUCAUAAAUACUCUAGAAUUGAUUACAUUUUUCUAGACACAUGCUUGCUAUACUCUGUUGUUGAGUGUGCGGAUGAUGUCAUUGGGUUGUUGGAUCACGCGUUUCUGAAAUUAACCCUGAAGCUCUCUGAUAGUUUUUUGAAAAUGUCACAGUGGAGAUUGAAUCCUGUAUUGUUACAGGAUCCCACCUUUGUUAGUUUUAUUAAGGAGCAAAUUUCUAUACUUUUUGAAUUUAAUACUACUGAAGGAAUGUCAAACUUGGUUAUAUGGGAUACAAUGAAAUCUUUUCUUAGGGGACAGAUAAUUUCAUAUUCAGCAGCUUUAAGAAAGAAAACUAAAGCAGAAUUGUCAGUGCUUACUAAUAAAAUUAGAGAGAUAGAUAAAGCUAUUCAGUAAAAGCUACUGAAGAUCUAUAUAAGGAAAGGGUUGAACUUCAAACACAAUAUGAUUUGCUUCUAACCCCUCCCAUCGAACAGCAAAUUUUUGAAUCUAGAAGUUUAUUUUAUAUACAUGGAGAUAGGUCAGAUAAACCUUUGACUGGUCAGUUAAAGGCAGGCAAGGUCAGAAGUCAGAUUUUGAAAAUACGUAGACUAGAUAGAACUGAAAAGUUAGAUCCUUAUGAAAUUAAUAAGAUAUUUAUGGAUUUUUGCUCCAAUCUUUAUAAAUCUGAAAUCUGACAAUACAUUUAUUAUGAAUAAAUUUUUGCAAAAGUUAAAUAUACCUAAAAUUACAACUCAAGAUAUUAAUAUAUUACAUGCACCUAUUAAACAAAAGGAAAUAGCCAAAGCUUUAUCCUCUAUGCAAUUAGGGAAAGCUCCAGGACCAAAUGGUUAUACGAUGGAAUUUUAUAAGACUUUCAAUGACAUGAUUAUACCACAUCUUUGUCAAACUUUUACUGAUUCUAUAUCCUCUGGGAAUCUUCCAAAAACUUUUUAUGAGGCAUUAAUUUCAUUGAUUCCUAGAAAAGGAACAGAUUUAUCAGAAUGUGCAUCCUAUAGACCUAUCUCCUUACUGAAUGUAGAUUUUAAAAUUCUCUCUAAGAUUUUAGCUAAUAGAUUUGUGAAUGGUUUGCCUACUGUUAUCUAAAAUGAUCAAACUGGAUUUAUUAAAAAUAGGUACUCAAAUUUUAAUAUUCAAAGUGUUAAAUAUCAUUUAUUCCCCCUCAGUUAAAGAAUCUGAAUGUAUUGUGUCUCUGGAUGCAGAGAAAGCUUUUGACAGGGUGGAGUGGCCUUAUCUGUUUCAGGUUUUGAAGAGGUUUAAUUUAGGUCCAGGAUUUAUUUCCUGGAUUAAACUGAUUUAUCAAGCCCCUGUGGCUGCAAUUAUAACUAAUAAUCAAAAGUCUCCUUAGACUAUAUAGAGGAACCCAUCAGGGUUGUCAUCUCAGUUCUUUAUUAUUUAAUUUGGUUUUAGAACCACAUGCUAUUGCUCUUAGGGAUUCUAAUUCUGUGCAGGGUAUUAAGAGAGGAUAAACUACAUAAGGUUUUGCUAUAGGCGGAUGAUUUAUAAGUUUACGUUUCAGAUGAUAGGAAAUCUAUUCCCUUUAUGUUAUCUAUAUUUACUGAAUUUAGUAUUUUCUCUGGAUAUAAACUAAAUUUACAUAAAAGUGAAUUAUUUCCGAUUAAUAAUUACUCUGAUUAUUAUGAACAAAUACCUUUUAAUAUUGCUAAAACUAUUUUACUUAUGUUGGUAUUAAAAUUACUAAAAAUUUUAAAGACCUAUGUAAGAAUAAUUUCUUUCCUCUAUUUGAAUAUACACAACAAACUCUCUCUAAGUUCGCCUAUGUGGAUGUCAUGAAUUGGUCAAAUAAAUGCUAUAAAAAGUUUAUUUUUCCAAAAAUUUUAUAUACUUUUCAAGCGGUUCCAUCUUUUGCUCUGAAAAAUUUUUGAUGGAAUAGAUUCCAUGAUCUUGUCAUAUAUUUGGAAUAAUAAAAGCUCCAGAGUGAAUAAAUCUCUAUUGCAAAAAUCAAAAAAAAGUGGAGGACUGGUGCUACCAAACUUUAGAUUUUAUUAUUGGGCAAUUAAUAUUCAUUAUAUCACCUUCUGGAUUCAUGGUAUAGAUAACCAGGACUGUCCUUCAUGGUUACAUUUGGAGGAGAAUUCAGUAAGGGGGAUUUCUCUGGCUUCUUUAUUAGGAGCUCCUCUUCCUUUUUUGUUCUCCAGGACAGGUAGACAAGAUCUUAGUCCUAUUGUUAAACAUACUUGAAAAAUUUGGUUUCAGUUUCGUAGAUUUUUUGAAUUAAAUAACUUUGUACUCUCUAGUAAUAUCCAUUUUAACUUUUUCUUUAAACCAUCAACUCUGCAUAAGGCUUUUUUAAUAUGGAAAACCAGGGGAGUAAAAACGUUUUUAGAUUUGUUUUUAGAGGAUUAUUUAAUGUCUUUUUCACAGUUAGUGGAUAAAUAUGAUAUAUCUAAUGCACAUUUUUUAAAAUACUUAUGAGUUAGGAAUUCUUUUUGUGAUUUUUUUUACCGAAUUAUCCAUUCGUUCAUUUACCAAAUAUGAAACAUGCUAUUUUUCAGCUUAAACCACUUCAAAAACGAUUGAUAGCCAUUAUAUAUAAACAGUUAAUGAAUGCAUGUAUGAUGCCUAAUGAUAAGGUGAAAAGUGCUUGGGAAAUGAAACUUCAGCAUUCACUUUCAGACGAUCAAUGGAGUAAAAUAUAUUAUCUAGUUAAUAAUUCAUCUAUCUGUGCACAUCAUUCCCUAAUUCAGUUUAAGAUAGUACACAGGGCACGUACAUCAAAAGAUAAACUAGUGCAUAUUUUCUCUAAUAUAAGCCCCACCUGUGACAGAUGCAAUGCUGAGGUGCCUACUUUAACUCGUAUGUUUUGGACCAGUGCAAAGUUAAACAAAUUUUGAAGGGAUGUUUUUAGAACGUUAUCGAGAGUCAUAGGUGUGUACUUACAAUUCACCUAUGGCAAACUUUGGUACUAUUCCCGAGGAAACAGGAAGUGUUCCUACUUCCGCUCAACAUGUGAUAGCCUUUUCAAUUUUACUGGCUAGGAGAGCUAUCUUUUUAUACUGGAAAGACUCUAAUCCUUCUACUGAUUCUCAUUGGCUCUUCUCCAUUAUGUCCUGCUUAAGUUUGGAGACAAUUAGAAGCUGGAUGUUUGACACAUCUUUUAAUCUUGAGCAAGCCUGGUGACCUUUUAUUCAAUAUUUUCAUAUGAUUUAAUGUUUAAAAAUCUCUUCAGGUAAUUUUUUUCUUUUUUUCUCUUUUUGUACCUCUUUAUCUGCAAAGGUUCAUAUCUGACCAGAAGGAUGUUUUUUUUUUUUCUUUUCUAAUUUUAGUCUCAAAUGGACUGCCCAGGCUCUCUUUUUGUUUUAGGUUAGUUUAGCAGGGUUUUUUUCUCUUUAUUAUAAAAAUUUCCAGUCAUUUUUUUCCAUGAUUUGCUAACAGGAGUUGUGUUUUCUUGUUUAUAUACAAUAGCUUAAUAUUUUAUUUAUAUGACUUUGACAGUAUAUAUCCCUUUUGUUGUUUGUAAAUUUUUGCAUUUUGUGUUUGCUAUAACUUCUUCUCUGUUUUGUAUCCUUUUUUGUUUAAAAUCAAUAAAAAAAGAUUGAAAAUGAAAUGAAUAAAUCCAGUUUGAUCCUUAGAAAUAACCUGUAUUAUUUUUAACUUUCUAGCCUGUUGGACAAAAUCUUAGAAAGAAUUUUUGAAUCAACAUUUAAUAAAGAAAUUGGCCUGUAAGAGACACAUUCAAAUAAAUCUUUUCCUUUUUUAGGAAUUAGUGAAAUUAAUACCUCAUAAAGAGUUUUCAGGAAGGUCCCAGAAGAUAUAGAUUGAGUGGAAAUUUGGCAUAGACAAGGGGUAAGAAUAUCCGUUAACAUCUUAAAAAAUUCUACUGUAAAUCCCUCCAGUCCUGGAGAUUUACCAGAUUGAAAAGAAGAUAUAACUUUUACUAUUUCCUCUCGAUUGAUGGGUGCAUCUAAAGUAAUCAUAUCUUGGGUAGAAAUUUGGGGUAUAUUCAAUCUUUGCAGAAAUUCAUUCAUGGAAGGGACGUUGUCUGGAAAAUCAGAUUUAUAAAGAUUAGAGUAAAAGUACAAAAAACCUUAUUAAUUUCGUGACAAUCAGAUGUUUCAGUUCUGUCAGAUCUUCGUACUUUCAAAAUCUGCCUUCCAGUCAAAGUUGCUUGAAGUUGGGCAGCUAACGGUUUACCUGAUUUAUCUCCAUGUAUAUAAAAAUGACUUUUCAAUUUCAAAAGUUGCUGCUCAAUGUGAUAAACCAUUAGCAAGUCAUGCUGUAUUUGAAGUUUCACUCUUUCCUUAUAUAAAUCUUCAGUAGGUAAUACUGAAUAAACUUUAUCUAUUUCUUUAAUCCUGUUAGUAAUCACUAAAAGCUCCGCUUUAGUUUUCUUUCUUAAAGCUGCUGAAUAUGAAAUUACAUGUCCCCUAAGAAAAGGUUUCAUCAUAUCUCAAAUAACCAAUUUUGACAUACCCUCAUAAAGUGAUUUGCUCUUUUAUAAAACUUAGAAAUGUUGAAUCAUGGAGCAAUGCAGCAUUAAAUCUCCAUUGAGCUGCCUUCCGUAUGUUAUCAGAAAGCUUUAGUGUAAGUUUCAUGGGCGCAUGAUCUGACAGCGCAAUAACGUCACAAGCACAUUCAACAACAAAGGAUACUAAACGCGUAUCCAACAACACAUAAUCAAUUCUUGAAUAUUAAUGAUGUACAUGUGAAAAAAAGGAAAAAUCUUUAUCUUUAGGAUGUAGAAAUUUCCGAAUGUCUAACACACCGUAUUCUAGUAAAAAGGAUUUAAUACAGGAUGCAGCCUUAUUAGGAAGGCACAGAUUGGUUGAUGACCUUUCAAUUGAGGGACUGAGACAGCAGUUAAAGUCACUGCCCACAAUCAACUUAUAUUCAUUUAAAUUUGGCAGUGCAGAAAAUAACCUCUUAAAAAUAUCAGGACUAUCUACAUUAGCUGAGUACACAAAUGCCAGUGCCACCUGUUGACAACAUAACAAACCAGUAACAAUUAAGUCAGUAACAGUAUUAAAAUGCAUAAAAGAGACUUUAGAAUUAAUAAAAAUAGACACUCCACUAUUUUUUUGAAAUUGACAGAGAGUAAUACUGAGAACCCUUCCAAAAUUAAAAAAAAGAUUUUCAUCUUCUCUAUGGGUGUGGAUCUCUUGUGCAAAAAUAAUAUUGACUUGAAAUGUUCUGAAUUUCUUAAAGACCUUUCUACGCUUAAUAGGUUGAUUCAAGCCAUUCAGAUUCAAGGAAAUUAUAUUAAUUUUAAUUAACAUCCAUACUGUGACUUUAAUUUAAGGAUUUAUAAAAAGAAUUAGUGCACCGAGACAAACAAAACCCGUAGGGAGGAACAGAAUGGAUUCAAUCAGAAAGAAAAAAAAACAUGAUUGACAAGAAAACCUCUCAAGACUGUGCAAUCAAGAAAAUCUAAGCUAAUAGCCCCACCCCCCCGAAAGCCAGCAAAAAAACAUCCAAUAGGUAAAUAGCAUGCUAACUACACACUCUGAACCCUUUGUCUCUAAUAGGCAGUCACUUUUUUUUUAAAAAAAGGUUAUAUACUAACACCACUGACUCAAGACACAACAUCAGAUGUGUAGAAAAAAAAUGAAAAAAUUCCAAAUAUUAUAAUAUUAUGUCUAACAGAGAGGUUAAAAUGUGUUUAACCACGGUCAUCUUAAAUAAACCUUGAUAACAUAUUCAUGAAAAAAUAUAACCAAGUAAUAUGAUAUGUAAGGGGGUUUCUUAUUGGUGUAAGGGGGAUUCUUUUUUCUUUGUUACUGCGUAUGUUAAUCAAAAUGGCUUCUUUGUUUUGUUAAAAGUAGGAAUACUUUCUUAUGAUAAGUGCUUUCUCUGGCAGUUUGCUUGGCUUUAGAGUUGCUGAUAACGGGGAUUGUAUCCAUUUGUUAACCAAUUGGGAUAGAUGUUAUUCACUCUUCUGGGUCUGUAAGCUAUUGUUGGCGGGCAUUUGGUGAGUCAGUGUGAGGGGGUGAGAGGGAGAGGAUGCAAUGCUGUAAGCUGGGUGAUGGAGUGGACCCCAAGCAGGGGUCCGAGGCCAAGGUUUUCGGUGAGGAGAGGAGACGAAGACAGACAUGCCAGGGGUGCUUGGUUGAUCACUUCAGAUGGUCCUGAGCUGCGAGUCGAGGAGGACGGAGGGGAUCGAAUGGUGGCCAGAAGACUUCAUUAAUUGAGCUCCAACGGUUGUGCACAACGUGGUUUGGACUUUGAUAAGUUGGUGCCUUUUCUUUAUUUUCUUUUCCUUCAUAUAUACUGUAUGGUUAUUAAUCACUUAGUUCUAGUAAUAUCUAUAAAGUGUAAUCAUUUAAUCACG